GUAGAAAGUCAGUGAGAUCAAUGAUAAGGUUGGUAGGUUCCAGAUAAUCCAGGAAGUGGCCUCUGUCAAAGGUAUAAAACCGGGGGAGUAAAGAAGCUCUCAAUAGAAGGUUUUCUAACCCAAAAUCGCUAUGAAGGUGACAGGAACCAUGAUGGGAUCAAUAAAAUCCACCUGCAUUUCUCUACUUUUGCUGACCUUUCUCCUCAUCAUGGCAGAUUCUUAUGCCAACACAGAUUUCUCCAGCGACGGCUGCGAAGAGUGUUCCCUGAAAAGGCACAAAAUUUCCAUCAACGAUCGCCCCAUCUUCCAGUGCUCGGGCUGCUGCUUCUCCAGGGCUUACCCUACACCUUUUGCAUCCACGAUGAACAUGGACACCCGAAAGAACAUCACCUCAGAGGCAACGUGCUGCGUGGCAAAGAAUUUCAAUGAGGUUCAGAUGGGCAUAAAAGGUGCAAGACUGAGGAACCACACUGAAUGUCACUGCAGCACCUGCCACUACCACAAGAUAUGACCUGCUCAACAUGAUAUCUGAUAAAAAAAAAUACACGCUUGUGAUGGAUUGUUUUUGUGUAGACAGAUUAUAUUUUUGCUAAUUGUUUUGACGUCAGGAUCAGUCUCUAUUAACAUGUAGGAAAGUAUAUUUAGA
Messenger RNA from Synchiropus splendidus (mandarinfish), 646 nucleotides. RefSeq names its product glycoprotein hormones, alpha polypeptide (gene cga). Gene Ontology annotation, molecular function: follicle-stimulating hormone activity. Gene Ontology annotation, biological process: positive regulation of steroid biosynthetic process; thyroid hormone generation. The coding region runs from base 131 to 511 and encodes 126 amino acids. The transcript is spliced from 4 exons. Gene Ontology annotation, cellular component: extracellular region; follicle-stimulating hormone complex. The record is from RefSeq and is a predicted model, not a curated record. NCBI's taxonomy places the organism in Eukaryota, Metazoa, Chordata, Actinopteri, Syngnathiformes, Callionymidae.